CUUGGUGGGUUUUCAGCAGUGCGUCUCCUCAGCGCAUCUUGCGGCCACUUUCGGUAAGCAGCGCCUUCUGGGUUUGAGCGCAUUUACCUCUGCCGAAAACACGUCAACCACUGCAGCAGCAGCAGCACUGCACGGAGACAGCAGCAGGCCUACGAGGAGCCACAGGGAAGCUUGUCAGCUACAGACUUGCUCAUUCUUAAUUAUCUCCAUGGCUGCUGAUGAGACCCGACAGGAGCCGGACCUGCUCGAAAUGCGCCAAUUAUCUGCAAAGGACGGAUGUGCGUUCGUGUGUGUACAGAGCAAUAUGUCCAGUUGAAAGCAAAGGCAGCUGAUUAAUACGGAGUCGCUUAACUGUGAUUGUCAGUAGUUAAAAUAAAAGGACGUGCGUUGUCUGCUCUUUACGUAACCUUUUCUGCGUAAUUUUGCACCGGGUAUGCCGCGUGGACCAAGAUUAUUUUGGCGAGGAUAUCUGUAGUGCUCUCCCCUCCUCCCUGCAUCCGUUGUUGUCCUCAGCAGCAGACACUCAUUCAGACGGGGACUAUUUGUCUGGAGCAACAUUAUAAACAGACGAGGAGCUGUUUUAAUGAAAUCCAACAUCGCUGUAUCCAGGUCGAAGAGAGAUAAGGAGAGCGAGGGAGAGAGAGAGGGAAAUGGGAAAAGGAAGAAAAUCAAUGCAUUUCUUCCAGGACUGUGAACGCACAUGGGUUAGUCCUUCAAUCAGCAAUGCCUUGGAAUCCUCCAGCUGCUCUUCCAUGCUGUUUUCUGAGAAUGGGAUCGUAGUAAACCUCUCUGGGAUUUAGAUCAACUGCUAGCAUGUUGCAUUCUUCCACCACAACAGGUGACAGCCUGUUGGAAACAUUACCUCAUUGGAGUAAGCGUCCGAAAUGGGUCCUUUCCCUCACCCUCUGCAUGGCUCUUCUCUGGCUUCCAGGGGCAGCAGCAUCCACCUUAAACUGCCAUAAGACAUGCAUCUGCGCCUCAAACAUAGUGAGCUGCUCCAAGAUGAAUCUGACCACCAUCCCAUCAGGUCUACCGCUCUACACUGCUGUGCUGGAUCUCAGCUACAAUGAGAUAGUGCGGCUGCGAUCUGAAUGGACCCCAGUCAAGCUCCUGAAGCUCCAUAACCUCCUCCUCAGCCAUAAUGGUCUCCAAUUCCUGUCUUCAGAGGCGUUCCUAUAUGUGAAGCACCUGCGCUACUUAGACCUGUCCUCCAACAACUUGCGACUGCUGGACGAGUUCAUCUUUGAGCCCUUGGUCAACUUGGAGGUCCUCUUGCUGUACAAUAACCACAUUUCCCAGAUUGACCGUUCAGCCUUUAUCGGCAUGAUCAACCUUCAGAAGCUCUACCUUAGCCAGAACCAAAUCUCCCGUUUCCCAUUGGAGCUGGUCAAGGAAAAGUCCCGUCUGGAGAAGCUUAGUCUCCUGGAUGUGUCCUCCAACAAGAUCAAGAUAUUACCCAUCCAUGAGCUCCAGGUGCUGCCUGCAUGGAUUAAAAAUGGCCUCUACUUCCACAAUAACCCUCUGCUGUGUCACUGUGAUCUCUACACUCUCCUCGCCCAUUGGUACAUUCGAAAGCUCAACUCCGCUGUGGACUUCAAAGGCGACUACACGUGUAUUCUGCCUGGCCCACAAAAAACCCAAGUAGGUGUUUUUGAUCUCAGCGUUGACCAUAUGAACUGCAGCACAUUCAAGGAGGCAGAUGAAGAGGCUUUUCUGGAGCAGAGGCUGAUCCUUAGCUGUGACACCAAACACAGGAACAUGUUAAAGACCUGGAUGAUGCCUGGGAAUGUGGUGGUGACACCUGGAAGCAACCAGACAGCCAAAGUCUUGCCAGAUGGGAGUUUGCAGAUUAGUUCGAUCAGAAAUGAUGACUCCGGAACCUACACUUGCUUUGCAACGAGCGAGGGCUUCAAUGAAACGAUCUAUGUGGUGCUGAAGGUUCACAACUUCACCAUGAAUGGGGGCGGAGAGACCCUAAACACAGCAUACACCACCUUGGUGGGCUGUCUGGCCAGUGUGGUGCUGGUGCUCAUGUAUCUUUACCUGACACCAUGUCGCUGCUUCUGCUGCCCCAAUAAAGGUAAGGCUCGGGGUGAGGACAGCAUCCAUUCGUCCAUGCUCAGCGUGACACCGACCCACGAUGACCCAGCGCUCAAGGCCGAGCUGAACAGGCACGUGGCGUUUAUAGACUCCAAGGAAUUGCAGGGCCAGAACGGCAAGCUGAACCCCAAUGGGGAUGAGGAUGAUGAUGAUCUGGAUGCAGAGGCUGGUUCUCUUAUGAAGGGAAAGAGAAAGAAGUCAGUAGCAGAGUCCAUCAGCUCCGUCUUUUCAGACACUCCCAUGGUGGUCUGAGAUGAGACCGCAAAGAGGAUGGAUGCCACACGACAGGAUGUAAAUGGUACGUGAGCCAUUGUUAUAGUUAAUGCAAACUGUGAUUGUGACCUUUUGGGAGGAAACAGAGGAGGGAUGUUCAUCUGUAGUUGCUGGCAAGUGGAAAUAACGAUCUCAAAGAGAGUACAAAAACAAACUGUCUUGUUGCCGAGAAGGACAAUAAGCAGGACUUUUCCAGCAUUUUAAUCUGUAGCACUUAAUAUUCAUACUGUGAAGGAACGGCAGUGUACAUGAACAGUGGAAACUACUCAAAGUCUUAUGAGAGCAAAACGUAGAUGAUAUAUUGUUGAUAUCAGCACUCAGGAUGUGAUCCAUUAAACUGCUAAAGUGUGGGGAAAUAGCAUAUGAUACAAUGCACAGGUUUAAAUUAGAUUUGACUCAUAAGUAUAUUUAUUACAAGGACUAGAAUAGAUUGCAUCUUACCUACAACAUUAGAGCAUAAAUACAUUUACCCAUCCUCUAUCAACACAGGGACAGAGACGGCCGCCAUCACAAGGCUAUGAAUUCAUCUGUUGUUAACCUUGGGACACUAUAGAGAAACAGCAUGCCAUAAACCCACAUUAUACGAGGCUGAUCUGUACUGAUCUUUUAAGUGGGAUAAAAAAAAUGUGUAUUCAUCAGACGUUUAGUCAUUGAGAAAGCAGUAGCACAAACAUUAUAUUAAGAGGCCAUCGCAGGUCAUUUCCAUCCUACUUCAUGGCUGAUACUUAGUUACACUCAUAUAGGUCAUCAGACCAAUCUCUUUUUGUAUUCAGAGUCAUAUGUGUAGCGAUACAGGAGAAAGCUAUAGGGAUCAAUGUACAAAGAGGUAUGGUAUAUAAAAUAGUUAACAAGCUCGAGGCAGAACAUUGCUUAUAUAUGAAUUGUAUAUCAAAAUAGUUGCCUCUUAGUUCUUGCACAGUAUGACCCAAAAGAAGGCUUACACAAUUAAAAACAUGUAACUCCUCCAGCAGAUACACAUUAGAUGCAGGGAAGUAUUUUGUCUUGACUGGUUAUCAACAUAUUGUCUCAAUUUUGUAUAGACAGAUACCAUCGUCCUUACAAGGACUAAUAGACUGAGGUACUGCAGAGUUUGACUCAUCCUAUUGGCAAAGUUAGGAUAGUUAGCAUUUGUUUCUCUCAGUCACACUAGCAGGAAGUUAAAUACCAAGCUAAAAGCUGCCAGCUCAAGUUUGUUUCUUUUUCUUUCCUGUAUGUAAAUUGGGCACCUUACACAAAAUCCCGAAAUAUUUUAAUGUGCAUUGCUCAAAUAAAACAUAAACCUUGGUGUAUUCAUAUGUCAUAAAUUAUGUCGUAGAUUUAAGUAUAUGAUUUUUGCAUUUUGCUCAGAUAGACAAUAAUUUAACAAGUGUCGCACUGGUUUGCCCUGUGGUAGUAAAAGCUGUACAUUGUAUUAGCAGGUAAACAUUAGUGUGCCACCUAAUAUAACCUACAGGGUUCUUCCAAACGACUAUGAGUAAUGCUGAUGAGGCUGCACAUUAUUUGACAGUAGAGAGCUGGUUUUAUAGUUUGUAGCUACUGACAGGAAACCUAAUGUAACACAUUGUGAUAUUCUGAAGAUGCAAUUAUAUUAUGGAUUACAAUUACAAUUUAAUCUAUUGUGAAUUUCCCGUGCAAGACACCUCAGAUGCUGUGCAUAUUUCAUUAACAAGGUUUAAAACAGACAUUAACAAGAAAGAGUGAUUUCAUUAAACUGUGCAGUGUUUGUGUCAUAAUGUAAAAAGGCUAGCCCUGCGUAAAUGCUAAUUGCAUCUUUUGAUGGGAUGCAGCUUCCCUCUGUUCUCCAUGUCUUUGUCUCUCUGAGCAGAAGGGGAUAGGUGUGUUAUCACGAGUCACAGCAACACAAAGCCAUUCUCUUUGGCUCCCUGUACAAUGACAGCCUCAAUUCAGCCCAGAUGUAUUUGCUUUACCUCUGUCAUUACGAGGCUGCCCUGACUUAAAAGCAAUCAUUCAACCAAGCAAUGAAUAAGUAGUCUCUAAUUUGUUUAUGAGUGUAUGCAUAUUUAACGCCUGGAGCUUUCAUUGAACAUUUGCUCUCCCACCAUGAUUGGAAAAUAUAAUAUAAGAAGAAUAAGAAUUAUUUUUCAAAUUUAUUGCUGAAUGCUUUUUAGUUUUCCACUUCAACACCACAGUACAUAUUAGAACAGAUAGGUAUGUAGAAUCACAUACAUCUUACAAUUAAAUAUCAGUAUAGCUCUCAAAUGUGAAGAUAUAUACAUUUCUAAACGCAAUAGGUUUCUACGCAAAAUUUAUGUUAUAUUCACAGUGUUAUAUACGCAGUGUGCAACGCAACAUAUUCUGUGUGUGGGUGAAAAAGGAAGUCACACUUAUCAGAGAGGUGCUGUGUGAAUCAUUCCACUCUCUCACGCAUAGGAAUACCAGGUGGAAAAAUAGCAAAAACACCACAAGACGCAUUCAAAUAAAGCCACAUUUAGCACUACUGCUGACUGGCUGCAAUCGGCGAAGAAUCUAUCCCAUUUUUAGGGAUGCAGCCCCUAAAUGUUGCCCUUGAGAAUUGAAAUAUACUGUACGUGCUGUUCCCUGCUUUCUCAUCAUGGGAUCAGUCUAAUACCUCUCAGAUUUCAAGCCCUGGCCACUCAAGGCAGCAUGAGAAGCUACGAAAUGCCACAUCACAGAAUCUGGCUAAAAACUAAAAUCAUACACAUAUAUUACGGCUGUUUUAUAGCACACAUUGAACUGCCAAACUAUCAAGGAAUAGCAUGUGUUUGCCCCCCAUUACCCCAGUGUAAAUCAAGAUAAAUCUGCCGUGGUCUUCUCCUCUAAGUUUUCUCUCAAAAAACUGUACACGUUGCAGUUCUGUACAGAGAAAAACUAAGUGCACUGCGAAGGUCCUAACAUAGAGAAGAUUGGCUUUGUUCUCUCCAAAGCAAAUCUGCCUUCCUAUAUAUAUCUAUAUAUACAGUAUAUGCAUAUGUAUUAAGACUCACUUUUCUGUGUUCAGUAUUGAUAAAUUGUGUACUGCUAUGUUCUACCAGUGUACUAACUGUAUUCUUGUAUAAUCUGAUGUUGUUGAUCAUUUUGCAUUUUGUCUGCCACUGUGCUACUGUUAGUUGUUUCAACAUUCAAGUCUUGACCAUAAAUGUUUAUUUUUUAAGCGGGGUGGGGUUUAGUUUUUUUAUUGACAUAUGAUGUAUUUUACACUUGACUCUGCUGAACAACAUGGUUAAACACAAAAUAUAUAUUGAGCAUGUAUGAAAAACUGCACAGGAGGAGUGCCAGUUUUGAAAUAUUUGAUACAUCCUAAUGGGCAGUAAGUAUGUAGCCACCAGUUAUUUUCAGUCAGUGUCAUAAAGCCACAAGGAAUUCAACAAGAAAGCACAGUGCUUAAUCAGAUUGGUGGCUAUUUCAGGUGAUGUAUGGAGUCAAAGGUGAGUUCUCAAAUGGAUAACAUUACAACAAUUAAAGCAAGAACUUUUCUGUCUACAAGAAAUGUCGAAGAAUAUUUUAUAAAAGCCAGGAAUGUAGGGAAAUUAAGAGAUCCACACCAAUGAAUUCCUGAUACACAAUGGGGUUUUGAAUGGAUUUGAAGUCAGAGGGUAAAUAAAUCUCAGGACUAUGUCAGUUUUAAUGUAAUACGAUACACAAAUGUUUUGACAUUUGCAGCAUCAAUAAGACUUUGGUUUGAGAUCUGUGCAGUUCACAGGCCAGUUGCCAUUUGCAUGAAUUGUACAUUAACUGUUAUCUUAAUGAUCAGUUCUCACAGAUUCAGGAAGGGAGUGUUCUCUGCCUGAAAUACACCCAUCUACGUUCAUCUAUGUAGUGGAAAUUACGGAAACAUCCCUGAGGUGGUCAGGCUAAAAGCUUGCUGCUUUAACAGUGUCCACAGAACAAUAAUGGAGAUUUUAACAGCAUUAAAAGCACUGAGUUCAUUGACCACGGCUUCAUAGAUGAGCUGGUUGGUCACUGCCAUAAAAUCAGAAAGGUCUUGCAGCUAGAGUGGAAUGGCUUUGCAUGGUUCGCUUAAGAGCUUCUCUGACUGCAGGUUAGUAGGCAUUAAAGAUAAAGAAUUGCUGAUCAUUUGACUUAAUAAAAAGAUGAACAUUUA
This is a messenger RNA of Sander lucioperca (pikeperch), 6457 nucleotides long. RefSeq names its product adhesion molecule with Ig-like domain 1 (gene amigo1). The coding region runs from base 814 to 2352 and encodes 512 amino acids. The record is from RefSeq and is a predicted model, not a curated record. Gene Ontology annotation, molecular function: protein binding. Lineage: Eukaryota; Metazoa; Chordata; Actinopteri; Perciformes; Percidae. Gene Ontology annotation, biological process: brain development. The transcript has 3 exons.